Uranotaenia lowii is the source of this 3915-nucleotide messenger RNA. RefSeq lists its product as uncharacterized. The transcript has 5 exons. NCBI's taxonomy places the organism in Eukaryota, Metazoa, Arthropoda, Insecta, Diptera, Culicidae. The coding region runs from base 459 to 1946 and encodes 495 amino acids. The record is from RefSeq and is a predicted model, not a curated record.
GUGGUUAGUUUCGAUUUGGCGGCGUGACAGUCGACAGUCUGAUAAACGCGACACAAAACCCGAGAGAAAGAACCAGAAAACACCGUCCACAAAACACACAGGUGCGUCGUCGAGUGGUCUUCGUCGCCGUCGUCGGUGAAAGAGAACUAACAGAAAAGGUUUAAGCUCUUCUGAUCAACAUCAUCGUCAUCGUUAGAUGAGCGGCUCGCUAUACAGUGAUUUCCAAUGAACGAAGAACAAAGUGCUGUUGAGUUAUCCAACGAGCGAGAACUCUGGAAACGGAAUCUUACGGAAGAACAACCACUGUUAGUAUUAUCGGCGACACUUUAGUGCCAAGUAUUGUCCUUGGGUGUGAAAGUUUGCAACGUAUCGCAACCACAAAAAUAGCGGUGAAAAAAUAGUGUUAGGUUCUAGAUCGUAGUGUUGCUGUUUUGUUUCGAAAACAAACAUCAUUCAAAAUGUAUCCACCGAUUUUAGUGUUAGUGUUAGCCUUAGUGAGUUUUUCGAAGCAGACUCUUGCGCUGGAAACAAUCCUUCAGCUGGAGUCAUUAGCUGCGGACGAUGGCGCUGAGGGGGGAGGAGGUGAAAUUGGUGGCAGUGCGGUCGAUUAUUCUAGUCAAACGUUCGACUACGACGCGGAAGAUGAUUCCGGCAGUAGUUUUCUACGGGACCAACAACAACAGCAACAACCUCAAGAGCACCCGGUCGUGAUGCUGGGCGAAGAAUACCACCAGGUUACAUCCAUCAGUCCGGAAAGUGAAAGUGAAUCGAAAAUUAUGGAUGGAAAUUUUAGCAUUAGCACCCCCAGCAAUAGCAUCCUCGAAGCAACUAGUGAGGAACAGGCUGAAGUGACUGAUCGCAUUGCUAGUGAAGAAGAUCAAAUCAGUGAUAGUGAGGGAAAGGUUAGUGUGGCGCAAGCUUUCAUCGGCGACGAUCCUCAGGAAACAUCCAGUCGGGAUGCUCUAAGCAGUAGAAGUUUGGAUCAUGAAACGGCCGAUUCACUUCAAGCUUCUACAAUACUAGAAACCAGUAUCGCCAACAAUUUCCUCUAUACAAAUGGCCCCUUCAACGAAUCCUACCACCCAUCGGCAAGUUCUGCAAGUGCGGAUGAAAGUUCAGAACCAGCCUCAGAAGAUCCACUAGCAAGUGUGGAAGAAGAUGCACAAUCACUCCUCACCACCACAAACGUUCCUUCGCUUUCGCUUCCGGAAGAGGUGGUUGUGAAGCCCACCAAACCGCACUUUGACGAAAGUAAAAUCUCCAAAAGUGAGCUCCUGUCCCGAAUGAUCAACGAUAAAAAUCUUCGAUUGCCGAUCGCGUUCCUGCUGGAUACGUGCAACGAUUCGCUGAGCUAUUCCAAGCAAGUGUUCGACGCUACCUUGGUUCCCAAGUCACCGCUGGAUGUGAUUUUGAUGCGGUACAACAGCACGGGCAUCACGAAAUCCAUCAGCUUCCGGAACACUAAAUCUCUGAUGGAAGCCAUCAAUUCGCUGCAGCCAUCGUUCGAAAACAGUGGCCGUGCAUACUCCGGAAUCCUUCGAACGUCCCAAGAAAUUCCCUACGACAGUGCCAUAUUCCUGGUGACGGCCAACGCAGCCACCGACAACGAACUCUCCCGAACGGCCGCCCUAACCUUGCUCAAAAAGCGAAUUCGGCUGUACGUGAUUUGGUUCGGUGACGAGGUAGACACCAAUCUAACCGAUCAGCACCUGGACAGCCAGACUGGGCUGCACGAACUGGCGUACAAAACCGGCGGUCGAGUGAUCCGGUUCGAGAUAGACCGAAACUUCGGAAACAAUCCCGUGCUGACCACUCUCGUGUCGGAGAGCGAACUGCACGGCGAUCAGAGCAUACCGAUUCCGGUUCCGGAAGAUGUCAACAGUCUGUACUUUAAGCUGCACGGCAACCUGAACGCGGCCACGCUCCGGACUCCCAACGGUGAUUAAUCAUAAUACCACCUCCUCUUAAUUUAACAUUCAGAAUUUGCAUAAGUUUUCUAGAAUUCUCAUAACAUUUGUACUUGAUGUGUUACGUUACGUUCUCUUUACUUGUUAAGAUUUUCUUAGCCUUUGUUGACCCUAAAAACUUAGCUAGGACUCGAAACUUCUGAUCCGAAAACUUUGAUAAAGUUAACAUUAAAACUGUUACAUUGUUCUUUUUUUUCGUGAAAUUAUCGACGUGGGGAUAUCUGUUCAAAUAAUUCAAAUUUUGAUUGGUAAAAUUAAGAAACAAAAAUGAAGAUUCUAUCACAAUUAUAGAUACAAUUUGACGUUCUAUCAGGUUCUCCGGAAGAUCGCCUUCCUUGCCGCUAAAUUUUUAAUUGGCGAAGCUCUGGCGUUUUGGGAUAGCCCAAAAAGGCCAAAACAGAACGGAACAAUGUUCUCGCUCGAGGCAAAAGUACUCCUGCAUAUAAAUUGGUGUUUGGAAAUCUGCUUCACCGUUUCUCUUCUAGUUGUCAUGUUACACAACCUUGAUCAAUUAUUGCCAGAUCGAACUAGGACAACGGAUCAGCUACUAAGAGGAAGAUUGUACGGAAUAUUUAAAAAAAAAAACUAGUGUGAAACUUGCAAAAAAAAUGCUAUUAUACGUAAGAAAUUAAACCCGUUUAUCAUCAAAAUGCUAUUUCAACGUUCAUAACUUUAGAAGUGCACCUCUAAUCGAGAUAUGGUUUUCAGAAAAACUAUCGACAGUAAUCCAAACUGUGAGCAAACUUACAUAAAAAAAAAAACAAAUCUACCGAUGAGUGUGACGUAUUCAUGCUCGUCACAAAAAAAUAUAUCGUUAAAUGCUAUACGGACCCCUUUCGAUUUUGGCUACAAGCCGUAAAUUUUGUGUUGCCAAAAUCGAACGUUUUUGCCACUUUUUUUUUUUUAAACUAAUCAAAUGAAUGUAAAUCAUAAUAUAAGCAUUAAAUUAAUUUGAUUGAACUCAAUUAUAUAAGUUUUAAGCAGUAAGAUAAGAUUUUUUACUGCCUAAAACGAAUGAAAUUGAGCCAAUCUAAUAAAUUCAUUGCUAAUAUUAUGUUUUACAUUGCUUUUAAUAAAUUAAAAAAAAAAGAAAAAUGAAAGGUUUAAUCAUGUAGCCAAAAUCGAAUGUUGCCAAAAUCGAGGUCUGUGCAAACUUCAUACUCGUUGCGCAAUCCUUUUCCAUGGUCAAUGUUGCAAAAAGCAAUUAUAAAAAGACAGAUAUUUCCAUAAUCGAACUGUUUAUUGACUUGCAGUAUACAUUACAACGAUAUUUCCAGACAAAUUUAACGAUUUUGAAAGACAAAUUGAAGGACUAAAUAUUACCUAUCAUAAAUAUAAUUGAAUACGACCCUAAUUUUAAUCAUGAAGCAACUUUACGUGGCUGCAACUUGUACCUCUAAUUUAUUCUAUAGAGUAAAUUUAACAGCAUGAUAAUUUCUACUAGCAGUCGACUAAUCUUGACGACAUUUUAAAACGUUAGAUAAUAUUUCAUGGAUAUGUAGUACAAAACAACAACGAAUGAAUAGGCAAUAUGGAAAAUCCAACUCCAUAUGUUUCUUGUUAAAUGUCCUUAAUUGUUAAAAAUCUAUUGUAAAUAACAACUCUUUAUUCCCACGCGAACAGACCUACUGGAUUCAAACCUAAAAACCUAUCACUAAGAACCAUUGUGUAAUGUCCUUGUUUAGUAACAAUUCAUCGUACUGUACGUAUGUGUGUUAGCUUGUAAGUAACUCGUAAGUGACCGAAACUACUCGAAAUAUUACAAUUCCUAAGUAGCAACAACAACAACAACAAAAAAAACAACAAGCCUGAAUUACCGCCACACCUACACUUAUAAACAUCGACCCUAAUAAUGUUAAUGUAUUAUACCUGGUUAUUUGAAACUCCCAACGUGUUGUGUCGUCUUUAUUGUUUGUGUUCAAGUUUAACUUACAAAAACAUGAAAUUA